AUGAAUAUGUUGGAUGAUGAAGAUGACCAAAGCUUUCACGCUACGCGUGACGGCUACUCCCAUUUGAGCGAUGUCGAAUGGGAUGCGGUUGAACGAAUGGGUUCGACCAUGGGCAUCCAUGCUGUUAGCGUCAUGCUAGAGGCUCUCAAUAGAGAUGCCCAACAUGCUACUAUCGCCAAGUUCAUUCAAAAUGAACUUGACGCAGAACGCGAGAAAGUAGCCUUGCUUCACCAACAAGGUUCUCAACAAGCAGAGUUGUUGAGAGAACAAGGUGCUCAACAGUUUGAACUGUUGAGACAGCAGCAGGCUGCUGCUGGCGGGUCGAUGCACUCGCGUCGGCCCGAGACUUUGAAGAUUGACAUCUCAAAGGCGCGUCGCAUCGACGACGGGGAUAUGCAAGUUGCAUUUGCCCAGUCAAAUCUGGCAGGACGUGCCAAGACUUGGGCACUGGGGCUCAAGCUGCACGACCCAUAUGCGUUUGGGUCGUUGGAAGUCUUCAAGUCGCGGCUCAGACAAACGUUUGAACCGCCUAGAGCUGAGUUCAGAGCUCGAACCGAACUCUUGAAGCUCAAGCAGGGUAAGCGUGAUGUGCACGCUUACGCUCAACAUAUACGACAUCUCACGAGUUGUAUAAGUUCCAAUCCGGUGGAUGAACACACGUUGGUUUCGGUGUUCAUGCAGGGUCUUGCGGAUGGUCCCGUCAAGACUCACCUGUUCCGGCUUGAACUAGAUUCACUAGAACAAGCCAUUUCAAUUUGCGGAGCAGGAAGACUUCAGUCUGAGACAGGCUCGCGCCAGCUCGACAUCUUAUCGUCAACCGAGACGAUAUGA
Peronospora matthiolae is the source of this 831-nucleotide messenger RNA. The record is from the annotation of a GenBank genome assembly. NCBI's taxonomy places the organism in Eukaryota, Oomycota, Peronosporomycetes, Peronosporales, Peronosporaceae.